CACAAGCACACACUCACACAGACACCCCACCCUGCUGUGCCUGCAGCUGGUUAAACCCUGCUGUUAGGCCUCUUCCUGUGAGGAGCUAAGCUCAGCUCAGUCAUGAAGCGGCAGUUGGAGCUAGCUGCAUUGGGCCUGGGCAUUACAGGCUGGCUGUGCGCCAUCCUCACCCGCUGCCUGCCCCUGUGGAAAGUCAGCGGCACUCUGGACAACUCCACAGCCACGCUGCCAGCAUACUGGGAUGGGGUGUGGCUGGAAUGGAACCACUGGGACCUCAACCAUGACGGUAGCCUCCACUGCUCCUUCUACCAGUCUUUGUUAUCACUCUCUGGAAACUUCCAAACAUGGAGAAGCUUGAUCAUGGCUUCUAUAGGUGCUGGAGCUUUUGCUGUGGUCAUCAGUAUCAUUGGAGAGGUGUGGUUUCCGAAGAGGAAUCAGGUGAAAGUUGUCUCCGGUGUGGUGUUUGUGCUGUCUGGAAUACUGCUGCUUGUCCCUGUCGCUUGGACCUGCCACCACACUAAUAAGCCACUGGAGGGCGCUGUGGUGCUGAGGAGAGACUGGGGAGCUGCUCUGUACAUAGGAUGGAUCUCCUUCUCUCUGAUGGUAGUAGGGGGAGGGUUUCUCAGUACUAGAUGCCUCAUGUUCCAGCAGCAGGAUGAGUCAGAAAGAGGGAGUUACCCUCCAGGUUAUCCUGGGGCAGAGCAGGAGCCAACCAACCCCCUGGAUACUAUCCACAGGACUGCUUUUAGACACAGCCAGUAUGCUCGGGCAACAACACGGCCUUCAUGAGAAGAUGCAAUCACUCUGAGGGCCUUGAGUGAGGAACCUUCCACCUUUGAAUUAUUCUUCUGUGAAAUUCUACCUAAAUUGCAUGUGUACUAGGUAUGAAUGGAUUUCUAGGUACUAUAGACAAUGUUAGAAGUAAUUCUUCUACUGCAAUGAAGCACUUUGAAAGAUGUUGAAGAAUUUAUAAUAGGGGUAAAGGAAUAGCACUACCCAUGGAGAGUGAAUUGCGCUUUCAACUGUAAUAUUUGGGUCUGAAAUGUCAAGUUGCUUAAUUUUUGUAUUGGUGGUAAGGGUUAAGCAUCUAAAUGUUACAUUGCCUUCAGAAAGUAUUCACACCCCUGGACUUUUUCCACAUUUUGUUGUGUUACAAUAACCCAUAAUGUCAAAGUGGAAUUCUGUUUUUUACUAAUUAAUAAGAAAUGAAAAGCUGAAAUGUUUUGAGUCAAUACGUAUUCAACCCGUGUUACAGCAAGCCUUUCCUUCUUAAUGCGUUCGAGCCAAUCACUUGUGUUGUGACAAGGUAGGAUUGGUAUACAGAACAUAGCCCUAUUUGGCAAAAGACCAAGUCCAUGUUAUGGCAAGAGCAACUCAAAUAAGCAAAGAGAAAUAACAGUCUAUCAUUACUUUAAGACAUGAAGGACAGUCAAUCCGGAAUGUUUCUUGAACGUUUCUUCCAAGUGCAGUCGCAAAAACCAUCAAGUGCUAUGAUGAAACUGUCUCUCAUCAGGACCGCCACAGGAAAGGAAGACCCAGAGUUACAUCUGCUGCAGAGGAUAAGUUCAUUAGAGUUACCAGCCUACCGAAAUCUGCAAUUAACUGCACCUCAGAUUGCAGCCCAAAUAAAUAUUUCACAGAGUUCAAGUAACAGACACAUCUCAACAUCAACGGUUCAGAGGAGACUGCAUGAGUCAGGCCUUCAUGGUCGAAAUACUGCAAAGAAACCACCACUAAAGGACACCAAUAAGAAGACGAGACUUGCUUUGGCCAAGAAACAUGAGCAAUGGACAUUAGACCCGUGGAAAUCUGUCCUUUGGUCUGAUGAGUCCAAAUUGGAGAUUUUUGGUUCCAACCACUGUGUCAUUGUGAGACGUAGAGUAGGUGAACAGAUGAUCUCCGCAUGUGUGGUUCCCAUCGUGAAGCAUGGAGGAGGAGGUGUGAUGGUGCUUUGCUGGUGACACUGUCUGUGAUUUAUUUAGAAUUCAAGGCACACUUAACCAGCAUGGCUACCACAGCAUUUUGCAGCAAUACGCCAUUUACAUUUACAUUACAUUUAAGUCAUUUAGCAGACGCUCUUAUCCAGAGCGACUUACAAGUACAUACAUUCAUACUUUUUUUGUACUGGCCCCCCGUGGGAAAUGAACCCACAACCCUGGCGUUGCAAGCGCCAUGCUCUACCAACUGAGCUACACGGGGCCGUGUAUCUGGUUUGCGCUUAGUGGGACUAUCAUUUGUUUUUCAACAGGACAAUGACCCAAAACACACCUCCAGGCUGUGUAAGGGCCAUUUGACCGAGAAGGAGAGUGACGGAGUGAUGCAUCAGAUGACCUGGCCUCCACAAUCACCCGACCUCAACCCAAUUGAGAUGGUUUGUGAUGAGUUGGACCGCAGUGAAAGAAAAGUAGCCAAUAAGUGCUCAGCAUAUGUGGGAACUCCUUCAAGACUGUUGGAAAAGCAGUUCUCAUGAACUGAGAGAUUGAGAGAAUUCCAAGUGUUCAAAGCUGUCAUCAAGUCAAAGUGUGGCUACUUUGAAGAAUCUCAAAUAUAAAAUAUAUCUUGGUUUAACACUUUUUGGCUUACUACAUGAUUCCAUGUGUUAUUUCAUAGUUUUGAUGUUUUCACUGUUAUUCUACAAUGUAGAAAAUAGUACAAAUAAAGUUAAACUCUUGAAUGAGUGUCCAAACUCCAAACAAAGGUGUCCAAACUUUUGACCGGUACUGUAAAUCAGCUUGAAAAUCUAUGGCAAGACUUGAAAAUGGCUGUCUAGCAAUGAUUAACAACCAACUUGACAGAGCUUGUAGAACUUUUUCAAUAAUAAAUGUGCAAAUAUUGUAUAAUCCAGAUGUGCAAAGCUCUUAGAGACUUACCCAGAAAGACUCACAGCUGUAAUUGCUGCCAAAGGUGAUUCUAACAUGUAUUGACUCAGGGGUGUGAAUACUUACAUAAAUGAGAUAUUUCUGUAUUUAAUUUUCAAUAAAUUUGCUAACAAUUAUAAAAACAUGUCUUCACUUUGUCAUUAUGGGGUAAUGUGUGUAGAUGGGUGAGAAAAACAAUCAACAAAAUGUGGAAUAAGUCAAAGCGUAUGAAUACUUUCUGAAGGCACUGUACAAUUUCUGCUCGAGUAAUGUCAGUAACAAAUUCUUGAUAUUGGCCCUUUACCUGCAUAAACUUGGCAUAGGGAUAUUGAUUCAGU
Molecule: messenger RNA, 3196 nt
Organism: Salvelinus fontinalis (brook trout)
Lineage: Eukaryota; Metazoa; Chordata; Actinopteri; Salmoniformes; Salmonidae
Product: claudin-4-like
Exons: 1
Coding region: 103-789 (228 amino acids)
Biological process (GO): cell adhesion; bicellular tight junction assembly
Cellular component (GO): plasma membrane; bicellular tight junction
Molecular function (GO): structural molecule activity
Source: RefSeq, a predicted model, not a curated record